GAAAUGAUCCUUUCCAGGUAACAGCCGAGAAUAGGGAACCGCGGGACAUCUCCGCCUCUUCCUUGGCUCAGGGCCUUCGAUGUAAGGCGUUAGAGGACAAUCUUUGGUGACUGGAUUUCUGUUCUUCCCCUAGAGAUACCUCGUUCUUUGGAGGCUACUUGGGCAAUUGGGUUGACAAUCACUUACCUGACACCUGCUCCCAAAACUAAUCCUAUUGAUGAAGGAUCUUCUUUCUGAGCAGUAAACCUGUUUAAUUAAACUUAUGCAAAUAAGCUUAAUUGCUUCUCAGUGGCUGUUGUCCAGAAGCACCUAGGGAUUCCUUCCCUUAGACAUUUUCAGCACCUAGAUGAACCACAAAGUUGGAGGCCAUUCAUCUAGACAUGUGUUGUGUGCCUGUGGAGUCCUGGGCCCUGAGUUGUAGAUUGCAAGGAAGAGCAAGGUGUGACCCCUGCUGUCAACUUACUUUCUUAGGGCAACGGACACUUAAACAACCAAGAAUAACAAAGGGAGCCGUUGGAACAUUCUGGGACGCCAAGCCUCCGACCCCCAGCGCAAAGGACUCUAGGGAUUGGCUUCCCGGCUGUACCGCGCAGCUGGACUCCCCGUCUGCGCAGCUUCGGGGAGGCCCAGAGCGCGCCCCUAUUCGCCGGCUCUGUCCGAAGCCCACCAAGACAACCCGCCACGAAACUUCCCGGUCCCUGCAGCCCAGGGCUCCUGGUCCCGAGCCGCUCGCCGGUGGCACGGGGCCUGCCGUCCGCUUUCUACGAGCCGCAUGGACGGAGGCCUGCGUGUUAUUUCACAGAGGCCGAAACAGAGACCCAGGAAAGAUAAAAGAAGGGCGCAACCCCGGACCCCCACUAGCCAGCCGAGGGCGAGAAAUGGAAGCCAAGGCUGAAUGAUUCCCAGUGCCGUGCGCUCUCUCCCACUCCAUCCACACUCUCCUCCCCGCAAAAAGAGUGUUCUGCAGUUUGCAACAUCGUCUCUAGCCCAAGCGGGAGGUGCGCUGUGGAAACUGAGGCCGCUGGGAGGCCUUGCCAACCGCGACCCGGAUGUCGGACGCCCCAGCGGAGGCCUGGCAAGUCCUUAGCCCUUCUCGGACUAAAAUGGACCGAACAGAAAAUGCGGACCGGGGUCCCUCCUUUCGGGUAGCGGCAGGGCAGACGGGAGGCCGCCUGUGACCGAGCUCUCCAAGUCCCGCCUUCCUUUCCAGGCCUGCCGGGCGUAGACCCACCUUACGCGCUGCGACCUCCACCCCGCCCCAGCGCCCCCAGGCCGGGCCGGCGGUGCCCGCGCCAUUUAAAGGGACAAUUCUGGUUGAACCUAGGAUUCCCGGCAGGGAGCCCUGUCUGUGAGCGCCCCGGAAGUAACUUCCCCGAUGUGGCAGGCGUGGAAAUGGGCAUGGAUGAACCUUCGGCGCCUUCGAGCGCUUGAAGAAAGGGCCGGGGACCUCUGCUCUAAGGACCAUGACAUAAUGCCCCUCCUCCAUCACGGGCCCAAGGGAGGGUCCUAAACGCGGCGAGGGAGUGCUCUGUGGGGGAAAAUUGAGUGUGUCUGGAGGGGACAGUGGAGAGGUUGAGUGCUCGCUGCUGCCCACCUGAGCAGGCCCGAUUCUGACCCCGGGCGCCCCAGAACCCGCCAGGCUGCUCCCACCCCCACCUGUUGCACAGUGCUCCGCCCGCCCCUCUCCGCCGAUGCACUCCCAUCUCCGUAGCCCCAGAAGUGACAUCUUUUUUUUUAUUGUAAUUAUUAAAAACGAAAGUCAAGGGUAUAGGGUGGUCUCCCCAAACAGGCUCCAGGUGGUUGCCAUCUCGUGAGUCAGUUGUCGCCCUUUUAAAGUGCUGUUACAUCAAGAGGUUAUAACAAAAAAAUAGACAAAGCAAAAUCCAAAGGGGAAUGCAAAACGGGACUGGAAGUGGGUCCAGGAGAAGGAAGCAAAAAUAACUUACAGCAUAAAUAAAUUAAAGUGAACCUAAUACUGAA
This is a messenger RNA of Mandrillus leucophaeus (drill), 1980 nucleotides long. RefSeq lists its product as uncharacterized. The record is from RefSeq and is a predicted model, not a curated record. The transcript is spliced from 3 exons. NCBI's taxonomy places the organism in Eukaryota, Metazoa, Chordata, Mammalia, Primates, Cercopithecidae. The coding region runs from base 381 to 899 and encodes 172 amino acids.